Messenger RNA from Periconia digitata, 4663 nucleotides. NCBI's taxonomy places the organism in Eukaryota, Fungi, Ascomycota, Dothideomycetes, Pleosporales, Periconiaceae. The record is from the annotation of a GenBank genome assembly.
GCUCCCACUCCUGCCCGACCAUACCUCCUGCCCAUUGAUCCCCUGCUCCAGACGCCAUGCACUUUUAUUGCAUCUCGCGUUAGCAUGGCCCCAUAGGAACCUCUUUCCUUUCUCUACGACCCCUUCAUGUCUCUCAAUAUUUCUGCAUUUGCUGCAUCUGCAAGCGUCUAGCUCCCCAAUGUGAUUCAUCCCCUGUCUUUGCCUACUUACCAAGCUCACAGCUUCCUGCUCUUGAUCGGUCCGCCUUCACUAACCUCAGCCGUGUGUUGUCCCGGAAGAGCCUGUCUUGUUCUGUACGGGGUCCUGAUUCGGCCUGAUCAUCGAGGAGCCUUGUCGCCCUCUCUGCCGCCUUUCACACAUAACAUACAUGGUGCGUGCGUGCGUGCUCUUGCUACCCGUAUAUCUAACGUCCACUUCCAUCCUCCAUCCGGUCACUGGAGACAGCAGCAUCAUCAUCAUCAUCAUCAUCAUCUUUCAUACAGGACUGUACGUCUCCAUUCUUCUGCAUCAUAUUAUCUGCUAGUCUAUGAUCGUCAUCUCGCCUCCUGUCCUUGCUGUGCUACUCCUCCGGUUGCGCCAAAUCUGACAGUUGGGCCGUUUGACGCCCCCGCCAAACCAUUCCUCCUAGCGGACACUCCCCCUCUUAGGCGCUUUAGUGUCCAUUCACAAGUUUCCUACGCGCUUCUGGCUGGCCUAAACACUGCUAGGGUCGCCGUCUGUGCAAGCCAAUAUAUCCUUGGAUACCCUCUUGUCUAAAAACCUUCCUCAAACCGACCCAGUGUUGUGGUUGAGAUUGGUUUCUGACACCUCCUAAGUCUUUGACACCCGCACUACAUUCUCGCUUCAGACUUUUGCGGGGACUCUCCAAAGCCUGACUCUCCCACAUCCAUCGCAACAUCAUGUCCUCCGAUCCCAACAUGGCCGGAGACGGUGACGAUCUGUCACCUACUGCCUCAUCGAAUCCCAAGAUGAGAAAACGAACAAAGACUGGGUGCUUGACCUGUCGCAAGAGACGAAUCAAGUGCGGAGAAGAACGUCCAACGUGCGCAAACUGCAUCAAGUCGAAGCGCCAGUGCGAAGGGUACAACCAACGUGUCGUCUUCAAACCCCCUAUUGGAGACUGGCCUAAUCAUCCAGGGGUUGUGAGUACACUGCAGUACCAUAACUCCAACCUUCCGGGCUCUCGUACAAAUAGUGGCCAGCCAGCACAACUGCCAACACAACCUCAAGACAGCGGUUUAGCUUCUAUCCAGCCCCGUCCGUUGACACAGUUUGAAUACGCUACCGAUAGCAGCACUGUCUUGGAUCACCAGGCUCAGUCAUAUACACAGCCUCUUCAAUCUCCUCAUCAUUAUCAACCACCGCUUGUUUCGCCGCACCAUCAAGUACCGACCCCAACCAGCGCAACGUCAUAUUUUCCACAACCUUCGCCUAUUCAGGCUAGUUUUCAGGGACAUUUCGGUCAAUCAUAUCCGCAGGCGCAAUAUCCUGUCUCGUACGAUGGUGGCGUUGGUCUGAAGUCGCCCGUUUCUCAAUCAACCCAGCAAGCGUUUUACCAACAACAUCCGGUCUCAACCUCUUCAGAUCGGGAGCAGUUGUAUCUCUCACGAGCCGGCGUAUCUUCGCAAAGCGGAGGCUUCCCUAUUCCAGCCAGCUCAAUGGAUUAUAGUCUGUCAGAAUCAUAUACCAUGCCCAUGGCGAACUCUCAGGCCAAUCCUCCCCAGUCUACUUUUCAGACUGCCAACAUACCCCAGAAUGCUACAGCGGACGUGAAUUAUAUGCACCAGCAUGCUGUUUAUGAAGAACAACAUACCGCGGCGCCUCUCGAUGCGGUACCCGCACCACACAUACCAUUGACCGGGUUCGGAGGUGAGGAUCACCUCAGUCCGACGGAAAUCCUCGAUGAAGCUGCAGUGGAGGAAGUAGACGACGACUAUUAUGAUGUACACCCUGAGGAGGAUGAAGACAUGCUGGAUGUCCCCGAUGAAACUGACAACGCCACCAUUCUAAGUCGGGACUUCAGUCUUAUUCGAAGAAUACAUUUCGAGAACACAGAUGCAUUGGCAGUUCGUCGCUAUGACUCAUUCAUCUAUGACGGGAUUUUGGAUCACUACAGACCAGAGCAGGUAGCCAAUCCUCUCAAGAAUCCAAAAACAGCGCGAGUCUUUGCACACUUUAUCCAUGUUACAGGUCCGUCUCUUUCUAUAUAUGAACGUCAUCCACGUAAUCCUACAUCCAUUUUCGAGGGAACGACUGUGCCCUCUCAGCAAAGUUUAUGGACAUAUACCUUGCCGUUGAAAGCUCUUGGCAACCAGGCAUUGUUACAGGCGAUGUUAGCUAUGGCAAGUCUACACAUCGCCAAAUUACAAAAGGGCUCUGUCACGCCUUCAUACAAGCAUUACGCAUUUGCUUUGAAAAGGUUAGGAAGAUCCUUAGCCAACCCUAAGAAACGACUUUCAAUCGCAACUUUUGCCGCGAGUGUGCUUCUAGGGUUCUACGAAGUGAUGACUGCUGAACAUACUAAGUGGAGCACACAUGUCGUUGGCUGUGCGCAGCUGAUCUCUGAACUCGACUUUCCAUCUCUUACCCAGAAAGCGAGGCAGCUACGAGCUGCCAAAAUCGAAGAAGAAAGAAAAUUACCACACAACAAUCCUUACAUGCUGAUCAACCAAAAACAACUUGACAAGAUUCUGAGAAACAGUGCGAUGAUGCCGGACGAGGCUAUGGUUAGUACCAUAGUUGGAAAAAAGGUGAGCUACGAUGAGUUUGGAAAAGUAUUUGAAGAGACUGGGAAAAGAGCAAGGAACACAGCUCUCCUGGACGACCUAGAUGUGCGGACUUAUGAAACACUGCAAGAUAUAUAUUGGUUCUAUGCAAGACAGGAUGCUUUCCAGGGCAUCGUCAGCGGAAAUCCACUCAUCACAAGUUUUUCGAGAUGGGCAGAUUGCCCUCCCCGCGCACCCCUCGGUCGUGCAGACGCUCUGUACGGUACCCACGACCACAUAAUACUCCUGAUCGCCCGCAUCUCAGACUUCACAACCCGCGAUCGUAACCGCAAACUCAAACAAGUAGAAGUAGAUGGUGGACAAUGGAGGCCAAGGCCUGGAGUACCAGGCAUGCCUAUGGGACCGCCGCCUGGCAAGGGUUCAGGCGGACAACCCUCUACAUCUGCAACUCCUAUGGGGCCCCCACCUCACUUGAGGAAUGUUGGAGGGCAAAAAGGCAGGCCCUCACCUGGCCAGGGCCCUCCUAAAGGUCCCCCUCCCGCUGGUUCAAUGCCGAUGUUCUAUGGGAUGUCUCCAGCAGCACCUCCAAUCCCUGUCCCGAACAGCUACACCAACCCAGAUCACGUCCCGGAUAGUUCCUCCAAGACUUCAAGUGCAUCGGCCCCAUCAAUGUCUCAUCUUCCGGCUGCAUACGAUGCUGCUCUUGCGGAGUGGAACGAUAUAUCCCAUGCUCAUGCUACGGUAGCACGAUUCCUUGCCAAUACCGAGUCCUUCGCCCCCUUGACGGCUGAUCUUUAUCCAGUUGCUCCAGGGGGUAAUAUGACGCCGUUCGGUCCCGCACUUCUACAUAGGAGCUACGACAUAAGCUGCAUGUGGAAUCUUCUUUACCUCGCCAACAUACUGCUCCUUCGCGCCCACCCAGCAUGUCCACCGGCCGCGCACAUGGCAGCGGGGAUCUGCGCUCCCGCCACACACCCAUACGCAACUCUCAUCGGACGCAUAAGUGCUGGUAUGCAGAUGCCAGCCACAAUUGACAUGCCUUUAUCACCAUUUGUCGGAGCAGCCCUCAUUGAAUCCACCAUGCCGCUGUUCUUCGCUGGCAUACAAUAUCAAGACUCUACGCAGCGAGAUUGGACUAUCAACAGGCUUGUUGAUAUCGAUCGUCGCACAGGCUGGGCCACUGCAGCUGCCAUCGCGCGUGGGUGCGAGACGGCUUGGGAGAGGGCAUCGGAGAUGGGAAGGGGGCCUCCAUAUAAGAGAAAGAGAACGAGAGCUGUGGGUGAGAAAGGACCGAUUGUGAUAGAUGAGGAGAGUGAAGCUGCUAUGGGUGACAGUAUGAGUGGAGGAGCUGUUAGAUCGUCCGAAGGGAGUGCAAGUGGAGCCACUGGCGAGUGGGGAUUCGUGGUGGGAAAAGGUGGGCAAAGACAUCAUACGCCGUGGGCGAUGAAUCUGUUGGCCACGGAACAGGAUAUAAGGUUGCAAAUGGACAGGGUCAAAAUUUAAAAGAAAAUUACCAUCAGAGUAAAAGGGCGGGUGUCAGUUGGCAUUGGCUGCCGUGAUCAAGGAGACAAUCAUGAGUAAGGAACGAAGACGAGCAAAUCGAAGGACUUUCGCUUCACCGAUAUCGAUAGUUAUCAUCAAUAAUACUAUAUAUCUUCAAUUUGCAGAUAUCAUAGCAUAGUCUACGGGAACAGAAAAUCUAGACACGACACAACCACACCAUUGAAACCGCAAGAGUCGGUGAUCGCCAAUAAACACAACCCAAUCGUCAAAAGUCCUAUUCAAGCCGCCGCCAACAAUAACAAAUAAGCUCAAGGAGAGCAGCAUUACCCACAGUACACAUGAUCAAGACGAUAUCUACCUAGGUACCAACGCCCACGCCAACACAAAUCUAUCCUACCGCACACCACAUCGCAUUACCACAUUCCCAAAUCCGA